AUGACUCUGAAAGAGGAGAUGGCGGGCGGCGACGGGGAGCGCGUGGCGGCGUUGGAGGCACAGCUGAAAGAGCAGGGCGACGCCGUGGCUGCCAUGCAGCGCGACAUGGCGGAAAUGCGCCGCGCCAUGGCGGCGGAGAUGGAGUCCACAAAGGGGCGCAUCAACGACUUGGAGGCGGAACUCGCGGCGCUCAAGGACGGGCGCGCGAAGAAGAUCCGCGCCGAGCGCAAUAAGAUCCGCGCCGAGCGCAAUAAGAUCCUCUCCUUGCUCCUCUCCUUGCUCCUCUUCUUGCUCAUCUCCUUGCUCCUCUCCUUGCUCCUCUCCUUGCUCCUCUCCUUGCUCCUCUCCUUGCUCCUCUCCUUGCUCCUCUCCUUGCUCCUCUCCUUGCUCCUCUCCUUGCUCCUCCCCUUGCUCCUCCCCUUGCUCCUCCCCCUUGCCGCUCCCCUUGCCGCUCCCUUUGCUGCUCCCCUUGCUUCUCCCCUUGCUUCUCCCCUUUCUGCUCCCUUUGCUGCUCCCUUUGCUGCUCCCUUUGCUGCCCCCUUUUCUGCCCCCUUUGCUGCUUCCUUUGCUGGGCCCCUUGCUGCUCUUGCUGCUCCAGCUCUCCAUGCUGUGUCCGACGCUGAUGCCAAUCUUUCUCUCACACUUCACAGCCUGUUUGUUUUAUUUUGCCGCUGCUCGUGGCUGCAGGCACUCUUGACCCUGUGGGGCAAGGUUGCACCGGGCGAGACUCGCAUGGACCUCAGCAGCAUCCACCUCUCCGUCACUGCUCUCACUCGAGCCACCGCCCUGCGCUCUCUCACGUGGCUCAGCCUUCGAGAGUCCUCCGGGUUCACUGCAGAGGGGGUGACACAGCUCUACUCCCUCAGAGGUCUCACACAUCUGGAUCUGGAGGAAACAGAUGCAACGGAUGCUUCUCUUGAAGGUAUUAGCAGGCUUAAGGACCUUAGCACACUUUAUCUUGGUAACACCAAGAUAACCGAUGCAGGAAUAGCGAAGCUGCGGGGGUUGCCUGCACUCAUGGCACUGAGCUUAGAUGGCUGUGAGUCGGUCACAUCUGUCAGCAUGGUGCACGUGGGAAAACUGACCUCACUGAAGUCUCUCUGGCUGGAUGACAGUGCAGUGGGGGAGGGCGGGCUGAAGCAUCUGACUUCCCUCGCCUCCCUCAAGUUCUUCAGCUUGCCUUCAGGGGUGACCGAUGCCACUUUAAAGCUCCUGAGGAACAUGAAGCGCCUGGAGAAGCUGGGGCUGUGGGAGGCCAAAAUUACUGCUGACGGUCUCAAGUGGCUCAAUGGGCUGAAGAGCCUGCAGGGACGAGAGGGAGGGGCUGCUGCGAGCGAUGCAGGCGCCGAGAGUGGGGAGAUGCUCAGAGCGAGAAAAGCGAAGGUGAAGGGAGUGAAGAUCCAGGUGGGUGAGAAAGAAGCGGACGGUCUGCGACCAGUGGGGGUUUCAUCUACAGUUGGUACAGGAAAGAAGAAUCUCUACCGUAUCCUUGAGCCAAGACACCUUCGCGAGAAGACAGCAGUGGAGUGA
Messenger RNA from Closterium sp. Naga37s-1, 1530 nucleotides. The record is from the annotation of a GenBank genome assembly. NCBI's taxonomy places the organism in Eukaryota, Viridiplantae, Streptophyta, Zygnematophyceae, Desmidiales, Closteriaceae.